Messenger RNA from Nematocida major, 2667 nucleotides. RefSeq lists its product as uncharacterized. NCBI's taxonomy places the organism in Eukaryota, Fungi, Microsporidia. Bases 1 to 2667 code for a protein of 888 amino acids. The record is from RefSeq and is a predicted model, not a curated record. The transcript has a single exon.
AUGCACGCAAAAUUUUAUGCACUUAUGCUUGCAGCGCUGGCGCGCUGCGCGCACGCAAGAAUAUCGUUUGACCAGGUCGUGGAGAUACAAGGCACUGAAAUAGGAAACAGCAAAGCCUUCAUCAACCCGAGGGGGCCGCUCUGCCUGCUGCGCGGGUUCGUGUACUCCGAGCUGGGCUACAUGCACAACAAGCGCUUCUUUUCGCCCGAGAUAGAAACUGACUAUAAGCUGGAGCCUGUUGGGGAUGCCAAAAAAACAUGGAGGCACAUGUACACAAGAAACGUGCAGAACGACAAGCCCUACCCGCCUGCGGAGGGGCCCGCUCUGGGUUUCAAGUCUGCUGCCCCAGAAGACUACGCCGUGGCGUACCACCGCGCGCUCAUCGAGAUGUUUCCGUCUGUCGACGGGCACGCUCUGUCCGUAACUGUGGGCCGAAAGGACUCCUUCUUCAAGGCCCUGCAGAGGAUGCCCACCAAGCACCACGCGCACUGCGUGCUGGCUGCGCUCCUCCUGCUGAGCGAGGGCGUCGACGUGCCCAUCACGACCACGCCCGAAGAAAUAUCACUGCAGAUAGACGGCAUAGCAUUUCAGGAAAAGGCGUGCGAAAAGGCUGCCCUGGUCAUAGACUUCUUCAAAGACAACAGAGGAAAAGGAAAACUGCCGUGCACGCCAGAGGCCUUCAGCACCGGGGACUUUCUAAACACGCCGCAGUUCCUCAUCCAGGCGUACGUCUUCGAGUACAUCACGAGCCAGGACGACGCCCUGGACUUUGCAGCGUGCGCGCAUGUCAUCCUCAAAGGCCUGCCGGAAAAUGUUACAAGAAACGUAUACAGCGCGUGCUUUGUGGAGAGCAAGGCCGAGGCCGAGGAAGACAAGAUUCUGCGCCCGCUUAGGGUGAUUCAAGAAAGAAUGAAGAUUCUACAGACGUUCCCGUUCACCAGCCGAAACAUGCUGCCGGCGUACACAAGCGUGCAUGUCUGCAAGAGAGGCCAGCGCAAGCUUUUGAGCGAAACCUUCAGCAACUGCGUGGAGGCCGGCCUGCUGGCGCUCUUCUGCUGCCUUGCCCACGACCCAGCCCUGAAGAAGUACGACGCGGACGCCAUGCUCGGCAAGAAAAAAGAGGGUGAUAAAACAGAGGCUCUGCGCACUUUCUUCCAGUUGAAGGGUGUCACCCCAAAGGCGUGCGCCACCAAAGAGACGAUGCAGGAGUGGAACUACGUCGUGUCUGCCCUGCAGAGCGAGCACAUCGCGUACGUGAGAAAAAGCCGAAACGAGCUGUGCUCCGGAUUUUUUAACGCUCUCUACGUUGUCGCAGAAACAACAGGCAGGCGGGAGCAGGAGGAGCCGAGAAUACGCGAGCUUGCACAAGUGCUAGAAGGCUGCAAAAUUGGCAAGGCCUCUGAGGAUGUGUUUGAAAAAACUCUGGAGUAUGCGGCAGAGCUUUUUGCGUCUCUCUCCGUGGACAAAUCCUUAAAAGUCGAAGUCUCCAACUUGAAGGUCGACGCCUGGAGCGACGGGCAGAAAGACCUCUACGGAACGAUCACCCUGAAGUACACAGACAAGGACAGCGUGAUAGAGCAGGGCAUAUGCCUAGAGUCUACCCCCAAACACCUUGCGGUUGCUUUGUGCCCGUGGACUUUUCUGUCUUCAGCGACUGGUGAAGAAGAGGCCUUCUUUGCGGUGGACGGCUACUCAGACCCUGCAGACUUUGUAGAGUGCCUGCUUGCCGGGUACGCAGACGCGUGGAGGGCCAGGGGCAUGGAUACUCAAAAGGACAUGGAUACUCAAGAGAGCAUGCUUUCUCAAGGCAUGCGAGAGGCCGCAGGCCGCCUGGCGGAAAGCGGGGCCUCUGCCCACCCAAACGAGCUUUUCUUGCUCGGAAACCCCCUGAGAUGCGAACAGAUAAAAGAGUUCGCCAAGCACUUCACCCUGCAUGCAGCAGCAAAAGGCUUCGAGCUCGCCCAGGAGCACCCGGGCGUGCGCCUCCUCUCGAACAUGCUCGGCAGCCUUCCGCUGGACGACGAUGCAACGCAAAUCGCUGUGCUGCAGCACAUAGUCAGCCUGGACAUGCUGGGCGAGCUGUAUCCAAGAAUCGCCCUGUCAAAGAACAUAACUGCUAUAAUCUAUAAAAACUUAUUCACUACCAUCCGAAUAGGGAGAUACACCGGAGACAACUGCGCGCCCGCAGCAAACGCCAUCAUGAAAUACUUCAGGGAGUACAAAGAUAAAGCAAACCGGCCUUUUUUCCUGUGCAGCGAGCUAAAAGGCUUUGUCGUCGCCUCUGACUUGUUUCCCGCGCUGCUUGCAGACAAGUCAACGCGCUGCAUAGACGAAAUUGGCGCGCUUAUUGUGGAUGUGGAGAAGGAAGACCAGAGGAAGGCACUGGACACCAAGGCAAUCUUUGACCUCCUCGUGUUCCUCGCCAGCUUGAAACACAAAGACACCUUGCCCGAGAUGGUGCCUGUUCUAGGCAGCAGGCUUGGGCCAAGGUCGAUCCAGGCAUGCAGUGGUGCCAGCCACAGACCGUAUAUCAAAAGCCAAGAAGCCUCUGCGCUGCUGGAGGCUCUGAACACGCACCGGAGCGCUCUGUCGCAGACGCCCAGCGGAGCGGAGGUGUUCAACGGCGUGGUGGGCAUACUCCAGUUCAACAUAGACCAGAAUCAAUAG